Phragmites australis (common reed) is the source of this 1863-nucleotide messenger RNA. RefSeq lists its product as uncharacterized. The coding region runs from base 135 to 1655 and encodes 506 amino acids. The transcript has 7 exons. The record is from RefSeq and is a predicted model, not a curated record. Lineage: Eukaryota; Viridiplantae; Streptophyta; Magnoliopsida; Poales; Poaceae.
UCAUCCAUCCACGUCGUCUUGUCCCGGACAAGCAAGCCGUUGUCGCGCUCCCUCUCACUCUCUCAGUCUCCCACCACCACCACAGAACCCGCCGCUUCCUCUCCGCUUCUCGAAUCUCUUAGGGGCUUGGAUCCAUGGAGAUCUCGCUCGAGGCGUCGUGGGUGGGCGUACAGCGGCACGGGCAGGACCUGGCGGACCGCCUCGCGCAGGGCUUCUCGGGGCUCCUCCACGCGCAGCCGCCGCAACUCCUCCCGUGGUCACCGCCGGCGCUGCUGCCCCCCAAGCUCGUCAUCCCCUUCGACCUUGACCUCCCCGUCGUACCAUUCAUCGGCGGGGUACGUGGCGGUGGCGGAGGCGGGGGCAUCGAUCUCCCGGCCGUGGCCACCUCGUCGCUCGUCGAGAUCGGCGGCCGGCUCGGGCACGCUGGGGCCGAGCUGGGCGCCUGCGUCGGCGGCGCGGUGCAGCAGUUCGCGCGGCGGGUUUCCGUGCCGUUACGUGAGGAGGGCGCGCGGCGCCCGAAGUGGGAGGCCGCUCAGCUGCCGCCCGCGGCGGCGGUGGACGAAGGAGAGGUUGCGCUCGCUGUAGGGACGGUUGGGCACAAGAGGGUCGCUUUGGAAAGGGUUGGAGAUAGAGGGUCCCUCGAGGUGGCGGCCGCCGCCGCCGCUGCGGCCACUGGAAGUGCCACUGCAGCUACUGCGAGCGGGGUUGGGGCUCAGAGCGCGGAUAGGUUGGAUGAGGAGGAAGACGGGUUCGGUUGUGAGAUUGGAACAAUUGAGAACUUUAAGAAGGCUAAGGGAACUUUAAAUGUCUCUGCAACAUACAAUACCAGGCACCAUGACAUUGAGAGUUCAGUAGUUGCACGAGGAGACCUUUGGAGAUUAGAGUCGUCACGUGGCAACUUAACUUCUGGGAAUGAUAGUUCACCUUAUUUCCUUAUUCAGCUGGGGCCUUUACUGUUUGUCCGAGACUCCACGCUUCUUUUACCUGUUCACUUGUCAAAACAACACCUUCUUUGGUAUGGUUAUGAUCGCAAGAACGGAAUGCACUCCCUGUGCCCAGCUAUCUGGUCGAAACAUAGAAAAUGGAUGCUGAUGUCAAUGAUGUGUCUCAACCCUGUAGCUUGUUCCUUCAUGGAUGUGCAAUUUCCAAAUGGACAACUGACAUAUGUUGCUGGUGAGGGGAUAACAGCAAGUGGUUUUUUCCCGUUAUUUGGCGGAUUGCUCCAAGCUCAUGGAAAGUGUCCUGGAGAAACAAGAGUGAGCUUCUCCUUCAAGAGCAAACAUGGCACCAGGUUCACCCCUAUGUUUCAAUGGCCUGACAAUUCCCUUUCAUUUGGAGUUGCUCAAGCUGUAGCAUGGAAGAGAUCUAGUCUUAUGGUGAGGCCUAGCAUUCAAGUCAGUGUUUGCCCCACUUUUGGAGGAAGUGAUCCUGGAAUACGGGCGGAGUUUGUCCAUUCAUUGAAGGAGGAACUUAACGUUAUGUGCGGAUGCUCUUGCUCAAGACACCCGUCGGCUUUCACAGCUCUUUCUCUUGGGCGAUCCAAGUGGAAUGGCCAAGUCGGCAGUUCGGGACUAGUGAUCACCUUGGAAACACCCCUUGACAACAUGGCAAGGCCAUCGUUAUCUGUUCAAUUGAACGGAGGUUUUGAGUUCUGACGUCUCCCCUAUAAGCUGUAGAUACCUCUGUAUAUAUUUUCACACCAUACCACUGUAUAUAUUGCACGAUUCCCACACAUAUAUAGUUAUGUUUCUGGAGAUAGCUUCUCAACGAGUGUAGUGUAUGCGGGAUUUGAUCUGAUGGUCCACUGUUUUGAUACACUGGACAAAUUUGAAGCCUUGGGUCGUGCGUUCGAACCAUUUCUUA